Molecule: messenger RNA, 2666 nt
Organism: Lethenteron reissneri (Far Eastern brook lamprey)
Lineage: Eukaryota; Metazoa; Chordata; Hyperoartia; Petromyzontiformes; Petromyzontidae
Gene: GTF2F1
Product: general transcription factor IIF subunit 1
Biological process (GO): transcription initiation at RNA polymerase II promoter; positive regulation of transcription elongation by RNA polymerase II
Cellular component (GO): transcription factor TFIIF complex; nucleus
Molecular function (GO): RNA polymerase II general transcription initiation factor activity; TFIIF-class transcription factor complex binding; DNA binding
Source: RefSeq, a predicted model, not a curated record
CAUCCGCCCCUCGAGUCGCACUGUACCGAGGAGACGGGUGGCGUUUCCGUCAUCACCACCGCCACCAUCAACAACAUCAACAGCAGCAGCAGCGAUAAUAAUCAUCAUUAUCAUCAUAAUAACAACGAAACAAUCGUCCUCAUUAUCACAGGCAACAGUUGUGAUAGAUAUAGUAAUGGUUAUAAGAGUGAACGUACAUUUACUGAGUAGGUGAACUCGUGAAUAAGACGACAUGGCGACCCCGGGUGGCAGCUCUCAGACAACGAGCACGGAGUAUGUGGUGCGUGUGCCCAAAAACAACACGAAGAGGUUCAACCUCAUGGCCUUCAACCCUGCUGACAAGGUGGACUUCUCUGCCUGGACACAGGCGAAGAUGGAACGGGACCUGACGAACAAGAAGAUGUACGGUGAAGAGGAGUUGCCCGAGUUUGGUGCUGGCAGCGAGUUCAGGCGCAAGCAGCGUGAGGAGGCGCGGCGCAAGAAAUACGGCAUCACUCUGCGCAAGUUCAAGAUCGAGGACCAGCCCUGGCUGCUCAAGGUCAAUGGGAAGGCGGGCCGCAGGUACAAAGGUGUGAAGAAGGGCGGGGUGACGGAGAACGCCUGCUACUACGUGUUUGCGCAGUGCGCUGACGGAGCGUUUGAGGCAUUCCCCGUGAGCAGCUGGUACAACUUCACGGCGCAGUCCAAGCACCGCACGCUCACUGCCGAGGAGGCCGAGGAGGAGUGGGGGCGGCGGAAUAAGGUGCUGAAUCACUUCGCGAUCAUGGUGCAGAAGCGGUUGAAAGAGGGUGGGGAAGAGGUCGAUGAUGCUGAUGAGGAUGGCAAGAAAGGGAAGAAAGGCAAGAAGAAGAGCGGUGACCUGCGCAUCUCUGAUCUGGAGGAGCACCUGCAGAUGUCCUCGGAUAGCGAGAAGGACUCCGAUGACAAUGAAGAGGGAAGCCAGAAGCGUCCGGACAAGGGCAAAGACAAGAAGGCCGCGGCCAAGAAGAAGAAGAAGAAGAAAGGCAGCGACGAGGAGGACGUGCUCGAAGAGAGCGACGACGGCGAUUACGAGGGGCUGGAGGUCGACUACUUUUCCGAUGAGUCCAGCGAGGAGGAGGAACUCGACAAUGAGAAGCUGAAGCAGUCGACGGAGAAAGACGUACAAAAAGGCGUGGACGAGGAGGUGGGCAGCAGCGACGAGAGUGAAUCUGAGCACGAGAAUGAGGAGGAAAAGAAGGAAGAGGAGGAGGAGGAAGGAAAGAAAACACCGGUCUUGGAGAAGAAGGAAAAGAAAAAGAAAGCCAGCGACACGGAGUCUUCGGAGGAAAGUGACAUUGACGACGCCACAUCCUCAGCCCUCUUCAUUGCUAAAAAGAAGCCGUCCCCACCGAAGCGGGCGAGGAAGCCGUCGGGGGGCAGCCGGAGCUCGAGCCGUGGGAAUAGCCGCCCCAGCUCACCCGCGGUGGAGAGCGGCACUUCCGCCACGCUGCGCGCCGCCGCCAAUAAGCUCGAGCGCGGCACGCCGGCUCGCAAGCUGCUGGCAGAAGGCAUGGACAAGCCGGCAGCUAAGCGACAGAAACUGGAGACUCCGCCCUCAUCGGGGAAAUCUACACCCAGCUCUGGUGACGUGCAACUGACGGAGGACGCGGUGAGGAGGUAUCUCUCCAGGAAGCCCAUGACUACCAAGGACCUCCUCAAGAAGUUUCAGACCAAAAAGACGGGGCUGAGCAGCAACCAGACGGUGAACAUCAUCGCACAGAUCCUGAAGAAGCUCAACCCUGAGCGCAAGCUCAUCAGCGACAAGAUGCACUUCUUUCUCAAGGAGUCCAGUGGCUGAAGUGUUCAGAUGAUGUUGGGGGACGUCGGGGGGAUGGUCAUUGCAGAGUUGGUGGGUCUUUGGUAGCAGCAGUCCAGGGGAAAUACAACUUGAGCUAUUAGACCAAAGGUCUUGGCCAUAUUCAGGGCAUUGGAUGAAACAAAUUCUUUCUCAUACGUUUUUUUUUUAUAACGUGAUGAGCUUCCAUUGCAGCUGUAAGAUGUGUGAAUGGAUUUCAUGUUCCCCAAAGUCAUAGCAUUUUGGCUGCUGUGUGUAAGAGUAUCAGUGUUUGUCAUAGGCAGUGUUGUUACCUGUAAUGUAGGGACUCCUUUGAAGACAAACUUUCGAAGCGUUGUCUUUGUAAAGGACUCUUUAAUCCAGACGUCCGUGUUUUUUUCAGAAAUUGUUUUUAGCUGUGUUCAUCAUAAAUGCAUCUCGUCUGCAUGUCAGUGUCAGUGGGUCGAGUUAUUCUCAUCUUAACCAUAGCUUUGCUGAAAAGUUAUUUUCACACAUUCGAUGAGUUUGCAGCAGUCCAGGUCCCAAUUGUAACGAAGUGUGGGACAUCACACGGAUGUGAAAUGCCCAAGAGCUGUUAACAGAGCCGUGUGGUGGUUUGUGUGUGCUCAAUGCGAACUUUUAGAGCGAAUUGUCGGCAGUAUCGUAACUUGUCAUGUUGAGUGUGUGACAUAUUUGUCAAUCAAAAACAUUUUCUUGCUGCUUUUGACGUCCCCUUUGUGAAUAAAUAACGAUAAAUUUGCACACUAAAGUUGACAUCGCAAAAAGCAAAUGUUGUUUACUCUACCAGAUUUUGUGACAUUUUGUAACUGACUUUUUUGUUCCCCAGAAAUAAAUGUACCAAUGCACACAC